Molecule: messenger RNA, 3194 nt
Organism: Doryrhamphus excisus (bluestripe pipefish)
Lineage: Eukaryota; Metazoa; Chordata; Actinopteri; Syngnathiformes; Syngnathidae
Gene: vsig10
Product: V-set and immunoglobulin domain containing 10
Biological process (GO): cell-cell adhesion; synapse assembly
Cellular component (GO): plasma membrane; cell-cell junction
Molecular function (GO): cell adhesion molecule binding
Source: RefSeq, a predicted model, not a curated record
AAUCAGUGUGCCUGUGCCUUUAAGAAGGUGCAUUCAGGGUGUGUCUGGUGGUUCAAAGGUUCCGGUUCAAUCUGUUCGAGCAAACAAACAAAAAAAGCUGUCACCGUCACACGGUUCCCCGGACACAGAGGACCCUGAAGGCAACAUGGACGCCGUGGUGUCUCAGGUGGACUGGGUGGGACCCCGCACUUAAACUGGUUGGACUGGUCGGACUGGGACACUUUUUCUACCACCCCCGCAGGAAAUGAAGCCGAAUGGUGGCCGAUGAUGACGACGACAGUCAAACUUCUCUGCUUGUGUUGGUGCGCCACAGUCCCCGUUUGGGCCGACGAGCCUUCGUCCGAGUCUACCAUCGCAGCCUCGCCCGGCGACGUCGUUCGACUUCCGUGUUACGGCGACGGUCAGGUUACGCCGUCACGAACCACGUGGUCGAAAGAUGGACAGCAGUUGUCUCUCGGAGUGACCCUGACAGACACCGGGGACCCCCCAAGUAGCCCCACUCGUGCCGGACCUCGCCUGGACCUGUUGGAGGACGGUAGCCUGGACUUCCGGUGGGUGAGGGAAGGGGAUGAAGGGGACUACCUGUGCGCCGCCCAACUUCCGGGUAACAUCACGUGGCACGCACGCGUCCUGCUGCAGGUGGCAAGCGCUCCGGCAAACAUGUCCAUGUCCAUCGUGCCCGCCACCCUCCUGUCCAACGGCACGCUGGUCACCUACCGCGGCUCCACGGUCUCCUUCCACUGUGCGGCCUCCUCGUACCCGUCUCAGCGUCUCACCUGGAUCUUCAGAGGGGUGUCGGCCGGCGACGGCUCACUGGUGUCGACCGCUGAGGCGUCCUGGCUGGACUUUAGGCUGAAGGACAUCCAGGCCGACGCCCAGGGGGUGUACAGCUGCACGGCCAACAACACGGUCAGCCACCAGGCGGCCAACAAGAGUGCCCAGCUGCUGGUCUACUACGUUCCAGACCGACACCCUGAAUGCACAUGGCUCCGGUCCCAGGACCGCACCCAGGUGCUCUUCAACUGCAACUGGCCUGGGUCGUACCCGGCGCCCACGCUGCGCUGGGGCGAAGAGGGUGCCAGGCGCGUCUUCGCCUCGGGGGUGACGGACAGCCUGACAGUGGCGCUGAACCGUUCGCUGCUGUCCGGCGGGCAGACGGUCAGGUGCACGGCACAGCACCUGGCGCUCGCUCCUGCACAGGAACGCUCCUGUUCCUUCUUGCUCGGUAAGCACGACAUCGUUGUUUGGUUUCCUCUAACUAACUGCUGGCCACCCCCCACAGAGCCUCCGUACCCCGAAGGCGAGCCGCUGGUCUCGGCUCAGGAGGGGAGCAAUGUAACGCUUGCCUGCACCGAGUCCACGUCUGUCCCGCCUGCCGCCACCACCUGGAGGCGGGGCCUGGAGCAGGUGGAGGUGGUCGUCGGCACCAAGUACUUCCUGUUCGAGGACGGCCCCGCCUACCGGCUGACCAUCGCCAACGUCAGCAAGGACGACGAGGGUGUCUACUUCUGCCGCAGCGAGAACCCGCUGGGCGUGCGCGAGCUGGAGGUCUACCUCACGGUGAGAGCAUCUUCCUCAGCGUUCACGGGCGCCAUCGUGGGCGUGUUCAUCGCGGCGCUGAUCGUGGGCUGGGCCGCGGUGGUGGCCAAGGUGGUUUACGCCAACCGCCACAGGGUCUGCCUGGGAGGAGCCUUUGGGCGCCCGGACAACAACUGCGGUGAUGUGCUGAGCCUGGUGGACUCGGACGAUGAGCAGAUCUUCCAGGCACCCGUCCCUCGACUCCCCCCACCAACGGAUGCGGGUCGCACCACCCUGGUCCAGAUCCACCACAUCCCAACCUGUGAGCAAGAGGACAUGGGAAUGACGAUCCGGACGCCGGAAGAAGAAGACGAAGCAAGAGAGGAGCUUCCGGAUCUUGUAACGUUUUAGUUGAACGUGAAGGAAGACGUCUUCUUCUUCCUUCUUAUUCCGCCACCCUCCACCCAUCCAGGCUUCACACACGAGGAUGGAAUUACCUGAGAUACAUUUACACGUAUUCCAAGACGUAUACCGGGCCUGUUUCAUGAAAGCUACAACGCAAUCGCUCCUUUUUAAGAUGCUUGCCAGCACCAAGAUUGACUGCUCCAAGGAACGUCUCUUAUUAUUUCCAUCAUAGCAGGGUGGCUACUAACCUGGUUGCUCCCAUUGGUGGAGUCGUCAUGGAGGACCUGCUGUAACCCAGGACGCUCCUAUGGGGGUCGGGGAAAAAACCCAGACCGUCAUCCGAGCGUUCAGUGCAGCUCUUGAUGCUGCAGGAGCGAGGCUUGCUAACAGUCUGGCUAGCAUCCGUGACACCAGCUCAGGGCUCGGCAACCUUUACGAUCAAAAUGAAAAUGAAAAAUACUCCCCAUCGAUUGGUGUAAAAUACCAAAACACUGUGUGAAGAUCCUAGAAGCCAAAGCAAUACCGUAGCGCUGCUCUCAUGGAGGACUAAAUACUCACAUUUAAACUAGAAGCCGAGCCCAACAAAGUCGUUGUUGAGGUGGAUAGCGGAUCAUUCAUCAGUCAACUGCUGCGGAUUGAAUGAAACAGCUUUAUUUAGAGUGUGGCAUUCUGAAACGUAUCUGUUUUAAUGGCCCUCCUCCAGGCACGCCCACUCCGCUGUGAUUGGUCACACUGCCGAGUGCAUAGAAAGAGGCCGCUAACUCUGCACAGAGUUUUUUUUCUUGAUGUGGGCUUUUAACAUACAGCCAUAGAGAGUUUAUCUUACAGCCACGCCCAUAUAAGGAAGGCCACCCUCUGUGACAUCACAAAGGAACAGUUUAACCACACCCUCUGAAAGCGAGCAUUUUGAACCAACAUUCUAACGACAUUUAUAGGUCAUAAAGGCGGGAAGAGCAUCUUAGGUCCCCUUUAAAUAUAUAUAGAGAAUGUUGAUUGUAUACGUAUAUUGAAAAGACUAAGACUGGUGGGCAAAUGGAUGAGGGUUGAUGUAGGUUAGGGUUAGUGUUUUAUUGUGGCUGUAUGACAUCACAUGUAAAUAAUCUUUUGCUAUUAAAAUGUGUACAGUGUUUCUUUAACAAGCAAUGAUGUCAUUUAUAAAAAUGCACUAUAAUAAAGUCAAAUCAUACUAAAAGUAAUCUAUAUUAUCAGAAGUGUGUAUAUAUAUAUAUAUUUGUUUUCAUUUUUAAUAAAAUGGGCCAGCAGAUACAAGA